CCAAGGUAGGACCGCGCAAGCCAGAUGGGAGGCGUCAGGAUCGAGAAUCGGGGUACUUAUCUUGCUAGUAUUAUGCAUUCGAAGGCAGUCUUCGACAAGAUGCCCCGCCCAAGCGUUGGAGGAACAGAGACAGCGAUUGCUGAUGCGUGCGUCGCUUGUCUUGCCGCCGAACUUGCAUGUUCUCCCUUCGUCGAAAAUCGGUACCCAAGCCCACCCACCACGACCUUUAGAUCGAACACGCCAAACCCAAGUUCAGUACUCGCAGAGGCUGUCCAUCAUCCAUCAUGAAUCCUACGACCGGUUACCCAGAGACCUCGAUUAUCGCCCCAUCGCCCCUCGAGUACUACUACAGCGAUGACCCUCAGCCACCACUGUCCUGGAACCCCUUCCUCGACCCAGUCGCCGCCGCCGACAAUCCAUCGGGCCACCCAUACCACCAAGCAUCGGCAUCCAUCAACCGAGCAGAUGUCUCGACCGCACUCCUAGGGGAUGAGCACCAACAGCUAGCCGGGCUCCCGCCGAACCCCUUUUCGCUUCCCCCAGGGGAGAUCGUAACCGACGGCCCCGAUGUGGGAUUCCAUCAAUCCCGGAUAGAAUCCCAACCGCCGCUAUGGCACCACUACCCCCGAGUCGACGGCUCCCAUCUGCCAGGCUCCAUGCCAUCAGAUCCGGCCGCAAUGAUACCUAACUCAUACUAUCAGCCACCGAGCCAGACGCACGCGCAGUCGACACAAGAGGAUGAAGAAUACGUUAGCUUUAACACUACAUCCAGAGAUGUAGUGGCGACAACAAAAUCAAAGAGCAACAGACACGACGCAAAGGUUAGCACCAAGCAUCCGAAAAGGCAAGAGGGGGGAACGGAGAAGCACGUCAGCAAGAAGCGUGAUGGCCGACCGUCAGGGGAUAAACAACGACCACGACCAUCGAGUGCCGCCCAACCGGCCGGACCAAGCGGGCCUGCCCCUACACCCUCGCGACCUCACGCAUCGUCGUCCCGAUCAUCGAAGUCAUCGAAGUCGACGAAGUCGACAGCUGUCGAUAAACGGAUAACCAACCCAUCACCCCGACUGAUCAUGCCGAAGCCUCACCGGCAGCCGUCCUCGACCGCCACCACCGACGGCCACCCACAGCCCAACCACAGGCGCGGCGUCCAUGGCGAGACCUACCCCGACCCCGCCGCCGGCUACGACGACGCCUACCUCCCCCCCAACGACGCCUACCGCUCCCCGAUCGAUGCCUACCUCUCACCCAACGACGUCGACGGAUACCCCAACGAUGUCGACGGAUACUCCAACGACGUCGACGGAUACUCUAACGAUGUCGAUGGAGUCGACGGAUACUCUAACGAUGUCGAUGGAUACUCCAACGACAUGGACGGAUACCAACCCUUCCCCCAGUCGCCCAACCCCCCAACCCACACAUCCGCCACCCACCGCACCGGCGGCGGCAGCAGCCGCCAGCACUACCGCUCCCGCGCCCUCGCCACCUUCGCCUCCCCCGAUUCGCCACCGGCCCCGCCGCCGCCGCCGCCGCCGUUGAGCGAAGCGGACCUGCGGGAGCGCAACCGCGCCGCCGCCAGCCGGUGCCGGCAGCGCGAGAGGGAGUCUGCGGAACGCCUGGAGCGCGAGGGCGCGGCGGCGACGGAGCGGCGCGACGAGCUGGCGGCGCAGGCGGCGCGCCUGCGGGGCGAGGCGAGCGAGCUGCGCGGGAUGCUGGGCUUGCACGUCGGUUGCGACUGUGUGCUUAUACGGCAGUAUCUGAGGAAUACGGAGAGGGUGGCGGCGGCGGUGGCGGCGGCGGCGGGUGGUGGUGAUGGUGGUGGUGGUGAGGAUGGGGAUGGGGAUGGGGAUGGGGAUGUGGAUGGCGAUGUGGAUGGGGAUGGGCAUGUUGCUGGUUGUCAUGCUGCUGCUGGUGGGUUUGGGAGGAGGGGAUGAGGUGAGGGAGGGUAGGUGGAUGGAGGGGGGGACGGGAGGGAGUGUAGUGGUGGUGGUUCGUCUCUUUUAUGGACAAUGGGUGGCGUGAUGUCCCCCGUUGACUAUGUCCAAAGGUUACUGAGGUAAGUCCCACCCUCCAUGCCCAGAACAUCCCCAUUCGUUGCUGAGACUGACGCUGGGGGGUUUGAGGAGGUGCUGUUCAUCGUUCGUUUAUAUACGAGUGGGCCAGGGGUGGCGAGACCCAGGCGCAUAGGUUGGUUGUAUAGAAUUCGAUAAGCUCGAUCUACGUUCCUUGGGAGACAAGG
Messenger RNA from Phialemonium atrogriseum, 2239 nucleotides. RefSeq lists its product as uncharacterized. The transcript has a single exon. Gene Ontology annotation, cellular component: transcription regulator complex. Lineage: Eukaryota; Fungi; Ascomycota; Sordariomycetes; Cephalothecales; Cephalothecaceae. Gene Ontology annotation, biological process: regulation of transcription by RNA polymerase II. Bases 285 to 1934 code for a protein of 549 amino acids. Gene Ontology annotation, molecular function: DNA-binding transcription factor activity, RNA polymerase II-specific; RNA polymerase II cis-regulatory region sequence-specific DNA binding. The record is from RefSeq and is a predicted model, not a curated record.